Vicia villosa (hairy vetch) is the source of this 723-nucleotide messenger RNA. RefSeq lists its product as uncharacterized. The transcript has a single exon. Lineage: Eukaryota; Viridiplantae; Streptophyta; Magnoliopsida; Fabales; Fabaceae. The coding region runs from base 16 to 375 and encodes 119 amino acids. The record is from RefSeq and is a predicted model, not a curated record.
UCAUCACUAUCCCAUAUGGCUAGACCACUUUUAGUAACCCAGCCUUCACUAAGCACUUCAAACAUUGGUUUUACUGCUAUGACCCUUAUGAUGUGUGCUGUCGCGUUGCUCAUGUGUGCUUCGCAUUCGCGCAAAUGGCGCCAUUGGCUUGCAUGCAACGCGUUUGCAGAAGAGCCUGUUAUAGGGCAAAACAAUGAAGUGGUAAUGAUGAGUGGUUGUGAACAACAAGAAGAGGAUGCUUCAAUUUGGCAGAAGAAUAUACUUAUGGGUGGGAAGUGCCAGCUCCCUGACUUCUCUGGUGUCAUAAUCUAUGAUUCCAAUGGCAAUGUAGUAAACCCAGCUAAAACUUCUCUUCCAUUACUAACAUGGAAAUAACAAUGUGAAGAACCGCAUCAGGAUUCUUCUGGUUCACUUCAGGAGUGGUCCUAAGCUAUUCUUCUGGUUCACUUCAGGAGUGGUCCUAAGCUGCGUGCGAAGGUUUCUGUUUUGUUGAUGGUAGUUUGUUUUCCUAAACUCUAGCUUGAUUCUUCUGUUGGUAGCCUUGGUUUAUAUGGUGGCUCUAUUUGUGUUUUUUCUUUUGAAUUGUAUCCAUGUACAGGGUAUGGUUGAAUUGUCUUAUUUGAGUCUAUUUAAUAACAUAAACACAAACACAUGUGAGGCUAUUUGAGAGUUUAUGAAAACAACUUAUGACAUGUUUACAAAUUGUUUUCUACGUAUAUAUAA